This is a messenger RNA of Coprinopsis cinerea okayama7#130, 2709 nucleotides long. RefSeq lists its product as hypothetical. The transcript is spliced from 3 exons. The coding region runs from base 1 to 2709 and encodes 902 amino acids. The record is from RefSeq and is a predicted model, not a curated record. NCBI's taxonomy places the organism in Eukaryota, Fungi, Basidiomycota, Agaricomycetes, Agaricales, Psathyrellaceae.
AUGUCAUCAAGUCAUUCUUCCAGCGGCUCUGAUGAAGAGCCUAUUGAAACCAUCGGAUAUACUUUCAAGCCAUCUCAGCAGUCGUAUCUUCGAGAGAAGCUCGACGGUUAUGUUGCUGCGAGUGGAAAGAAACGCGGGCAGUACGUGAACCAGGUGGCAACGCACCUUCGGAAAGAACUCCAAGAAGCCUCCGGAAAACAAAUGUCGGUUGAAGAUGCUCGCCUGCUGAAAGAGGCGAGCUGUUUUGGUUCCCAUUUCCCGAAGCCUGCGUUGACGUAUAUCCGACAAGAACAGGGAGUUCGGGCGUGGUUCAGGGAAAGGUCCGGUCAAACCAAGACAAAGAGGAAGAAACAGAUAUGGGAGUCACGUUGGAACAUGCGCUUGGUGUUUAUGAGGCUAAAUGCUGCGAAGAUCAAAGCUUUGGCUCAGCAACUGGCAGUGGAAGGGGAAGAUGUUGACGUGGACGAUUUUUUGGAGGAAUGGGAGGACGGGGCCGACGAGGAUGGGAAGGCAGGGCGCGAUCCCAGUAGAAAGGGUACGAAGGGGAGCGGGGAGGAAGGCUGGUUUUUUGACUACUACCAGACCGCCGCAACUGCGUUGAUUUCCCGGCUCAGCGACAAGGAAAGGGCGCAGUACGCGGAGAUAGCCGCAAGGUGGAAGGAACAGGGCCCCCCACCCAAUGAGCAAAGCAAACUGGCAGACAAGGCAGCCACCAAGACGGCCUAUUCAUUUGCGGAACAUUUACACAAGGGUUUCAAUGGCGUCUGUGUGAUGCUCAUGGGGUGGCAGGCAGAAGACGGCACUCCAACAGCCGUUAAGGUUGACUUCAACCGUGAGUUAGGUCGAUCGACGGGGUUCAUUGAGUUGCACCAGAAGAAGUUCAAGUCCCUUUUCCAAGAGUUCAAAGGGUACGUCUGGCAGCUCUACAAAGAGGAAGAUGACGACCACGACGACGAAACUGUUCGGGUCCGGAACCAGAAAAGGGACCUAGUACCAAUGAAGACCAAUGAUUACGGGGAGCCUUUGCUCCCUAGCCCAACCUCGCGCAAACCAGGAGAGACCCGAGGUGAUUGGUAUUCGGAUAGGUUGAGAAGCUUUUUCAUCUACCACUAUGCUGUCUCGUCCGGGAUGAAUCCGGGUAGCUUCUGUUUUCCUUGGGGAAGGAUCCUCCAGCAUCCAAGGCUCUUCAUCAAAGAGAAAUGGCUGCCGGAUAGAUACCUUGACAAGCUCAAGGAAUUGUCGGUCAUGUCUGUGGGAGACAAAGUAGACCUGUACGACUACCUAUACUCCCGCCAGGCGGAAGCUACCCGAGACGGGUCGUCCGAUGCGCAGACGUUCGAGAUUUCCGCCUAUCUCGAUGGUUCGAAGGACGUGAAGCCCCGCAAGCCUCGGUCCAAAAAAGGGGAGAACGAUGACGGGUCCAGCGAGCUCGAGAUGGAGCGCUUCAUUGCCCGGCUUGAAGCAGAGAACGGACAAAGGGAAGCAUCUGGAAAGAGUGGGGUUGACGGCCGCGGAAAGGGAAAGAGGGGCAGCAAGCCAAAACCAAGGACAGCAGGAAAGGGUGAUGAAUCGAAGGGAACUAAAGGGAAGAAAAAAGCGGAGUUAGAGAAGGAGAGAAGUGACCGCUCAAGGCCCGGGAACGGGAAUGGCGAGGUUGGCGUCAAGCGUGAAUUGGUUGAAUUAGAGGAGGGAGAAGAAGAUUUUGACUACACUGGCUGGGACAACGAUUUUGAUGAAGAGGAGGAUGCAGAGGAGUUGUCGGUUGCAAAGCGCAAGAGUCCCAGCCCACCGAAAAAUCCUUAUCUGCUGAGAUUUGCCAACUGGAAGCAGGAUUUCGACCGUGACAGCGAAGAGGAGUAUUCAGGGCACGAAGAUGGUGGUAGAAAUCAAGGCGAGUGGGUCGACAAUGGCUACAAUGAAUGGGAAGAUGACACUCAAGAUGGAGGAAAUGAUGAAGGCGAUGAUGAAGAUGAAGGCGAUGACGAAGAAAACGGGUACAGCGAACAGGAAGGUGAUGAUGGGGGGGAAGGUGAAUACGCGGAAAAAGGUGUCAACGAAGUGGAACGGGAAGAGGGCGAGGUUGAUGAGGACGGUGACGAUGAAGGUGACGCCGAUGAAGAAGAUGAAAACGAAGAGAGGUGGGACGACGAAGAGAGGCGGGACCGCCGUCGGCGGGUACAGGAUGGAAUUGAGUCAGAAGACCACGCUGCAAAUGAUCCCCUGGAGAGGAAAACGAGGUCGCGUUCCAGAGAGCUGCAUUCUUCCUCUAAUAGAGAGGGGUCGACUGGCGCCCAAAAGAGAAAGACCCGUUCGAGAUCCAGGCAACCAGACCCUGCCUCUGACGACGAGGCGCCCUCCAGUUUCAAGGGUAUUCGAACCCGCCGUCAACGAAGGGAAGGAUCCGUACCGAAAUCGAUUUCCCAGAUUCGAUCGACGACUUCGAAGAGCCAAAACCCAGCUUCACAAGCCGUCAAGAGAAAGGCGGAAGGGCUGGCAAUGGAGCGAACUCCGAAGCGUAGGGCGUCAGCUCAACUGCAGGAGCGGCGCACCAGCCCUAGGAAAGCAGCUCGCAGUGCAGCCAGGUUGGAGCCCGCAACACCCACAAGGAGCUUGUCAAGCAGGUCGCGCUCACAAGCUCCCGAAUCGACGGCACAGUCUCGCAAAGCCGCAACUACAAGAACAAGAAGGCCUGGUGGGAGGGCAAGAUAA